Fonsecaea pedrosoi CBS 271.37 is the source of this 1740-nucleotide messenger RNA. RefSeq lists its product as uncharacterized. Bases 1 to 1740 code for a protein of 579 amino acids. The record is from RefSeq and is a predicted model, not a curated record. Gene Ontology annotation, molecular function: N,N-dimethylaniline monooxygenase activity; flavin adenine dinucleotide binding; NADP binding. The transcript is spliced from 11 exons. NCBI's taxonomy places the organism in Eukaryota, Fungi, Ascomycota, Eurotiomycetes, Chaetothyriales, Herpotrichiellaceae.
AUGUCGCCGACGGUGGUGCGGGAAAAGUAUACGGUUCUUGAUCAAUAUCACUCCCAACGCGCAAAGAUUCGGGUGGUAUGUGCGGGCGCCGGGGUGACGGGUCUUUACCUGGCAUAUCGCAUGCAGAAGGUCAUGAGAAAUUUUGAACUUCAAGUCUAUGAGAAAAAUCCCCAGUGUGGUGGGACUUGGUUUGAGAACAAUUAUCCAGGUUGUGCCUGUGAUGUGCCCUCGCACAACUAUACCUACACUUUCCGACCGAACCCUCGCUUUAGCAGUUACUACGCCGGCUCGGCAGAGCUGCUUGCGUAUUUCAAAGAUUUCAAGGACGAAUUUGGGCUGGACAAGUUUAUUGAAUACGAGUCCAAGGUCACAAAGGCCGUCUACGAUGAAGAAAAUGGCACUUGGUCCCUGGAUAUUACACGUGCGAAUGGCGAAACCCACAAGGACUGGUGCCAUGUGUUCAUCAAUGCUACCGGCAUCUUGAAUCGGUGGAGAUGGCCUGACAUUCCCGGACGAGAAAAGUAUACCGGCACCAUCUUGCAUUCGGCGGCUUGGGACACGAGCGCGGAUUGGAAAGGGAAAAAGGUUGCCAUCAUUGGUACUGGCAGUUCGGCAAUCCAGAUCACGCCAAAGGUGCAGCAAGGUGCCGAACAUCUUACCAUCUUUGUCCGCUCUCCGACGUGGAUAGCUCCUCAGCUUGGAGGCCUGGUCUCCCUGGAUGCGGAUCCUGUUCACGAAGGUGACACCCCGGUCAACCAGAUUCUGCUCCGAGGCGCACGGCCAUUUGAAUUCACCGAAGCAGACAAGAAGAAUUUUGAAGAACACCCAGAACUCCUCCUACACCUGCGUCGCAAGAUGGAACUCUUGAUCUGUAACAAUGUCGACAACUUUCGGGUGGGAACUUCUGUACAGAAGCAGACUGAAGAAUACAUCCGCGCCGCCAUGACUGCUAAACUCGAGGGCUUUGACGAGCUUCAGAGAAAGAUGAUCCCGGAUUUCCCGAGCGGAUGUCGGAGAUAUACUCCAGGGGAAGGAUAUCUUGAAAGCCUGUGCAAGGAAAACGUUUCCACCGUCUUCGACACAAUUACAGAAUUCACCGAAAAAGGAAUGAAGACCGAGGAUGGACAGGAGCGUGAAUUUGACAUGAUCAUUUGCGCGACAGGGUUUGACGUGGCUUUUACACCGUUUAUCGACAUCAUUGGCAGACAUGGCAUCAACAUCAGAGAUUUGUGGAAGGACGAGCCAAAUGCCUACUUGGGUAUCGCUGCCCCUGGCUUCCCGAACUACUUUGUCGCUCUUGGACCUCGAGGACCUUGGGGCAAUGGAUCAAUCAUUCCAGCCAUGGAAAUCAACUCAGAUUACUUUAUUACGAUGAUGGAAAAGAUGCAGAAGCAAAACAUAAAAUCCUUUGACGUGAAACAACAAGCAGCCGAUGACUUUUGCGAGCAUGUGGACGAGUGGCACAAGGGAUCCGUGUGGGGACAAGCAUGUCGGAGUUGGUACAAGAAGACCAGAGAUCCAUUCUCGAAGCCAUUGUUGUGGUGCGGAAUGUCGCCUUCGUAUUACAAGACCAUGAAGGACGUGAGAUUCGAAGACUACGACUGGGAAUACAAAAACCGAAACCGCUUUGCAUACCUUGGAAACGGCAAAAUUGAAGCUGAUACCUACGAACCCAAGGAGAGGAUGGAAGCCAUCACCACGUACAUUCGCAAUGGGGAUACACCAUGGACGCUUGAGUAG